UACCUAAGGAAAGAAAUAUGUAGCCUACAGUGCCAUGGGUCGUGUGGCCUCCUUUUUACUUCAGACAGAGUAAUACACGUCAGCACGUGAUCCUGUGGUUAGAGGGAAACCAUAUAAGCAAGUGGAGAUGAGUGUGUUUGUUCAAGUUACCAGACAAAGGCAACAGAGCUGCGACUGAGAGGCUGAUCGUCACUGAGGUGAUAUCAUGGAUGAGACAUUUACGACGUUAAUGACCACAGAAACAAACUAUUAUGCAACUGACACGUCUGACUUCACAGAUGACUAUGACAUCGGGCAAAAUGAAAACACAGUGUGCAGCAGAAGCUGGGUGAGGGAGUUUCGCGGGAUGUACGAACCCCCUCUCUUCUGGAUCAUCUUCAUCCUCGGUGCCCUGGGCAACCUGCUGGUGGUUUGGAUCUACACCACCGUGCGGAACCGCCUGAAAACGAUGACCGACGUGUACCUUCUAAACCUGGCUGUGGCCGACCUGCUCUUCCUGUGCAUGUUGCCCUUCUGGGCCGUCGACGCCAUCAAGGGCUGGGACUUUGGCAUCGGUGUCUGCAAAUUGGUGUCCGCUAUCUACAAAAUCAACUUCUUCAGCAGCAUGUUUCUGCUCACCUGCAUCAGCGUGGACCGCUACAUUGCGAUUGUACAGGUCACCAAAGCCCAGAACCUGAAGAAAAAGCGGCUGUUCUACAGCAAACUUGCCUGCCUGGGUGUCUGGUUGCUCUCCACUCUCCUGGCCCUCCCUGAGUUCAUCUUCGCCCAAGUGAAGACCAGCACCAAAGGCCCGUCCUUCUGCACUCUGGUGUACUGGAACAACGAAUACAACCGGACUAAGAUCCUGGUGCUGUCCCUGCAGAUCUGCAUGGGCUUCUGCCUUCCCCUAAUCGUCAUGUUCUUCUGCUACUCCGUCAUCAUCCGCACACUUCUGCAGGCCAGGAGCUUUGAAAAGCACAAGGCCCUACGUGUCAUCUUCGCUGUGGUACUUGUGUUUGUUCUCUCUCAGCUGCCUUUCAAUAGUCUGCUCAUAGUGGAGGCCACACAGGCGGCCAACACCACCAUCACCGAUUGUAACACGGUGAUCAGUUUUGACAUAGCUGGACAGGUUGCCAAGAGCCUGGCGUACACUCACGCCUGCCUGAACCCUCUCCUGUACGUCUUCAUCGGCGUCCGGUUCAGGCAAGACCUGCUGAAGAUCGUGAGGUGUGCCGGCGGCCUGGGCAAAGCAGGGCUCAUCAAAACACAGUCAGUUCCCAAACGUCCCUCGGUCAUGUCAGACACUGAGACGACCCCUGCCCUUUCCAUAUAAACGCAUGUUUCAUUAAAGGUCCACUUUGUAAGGAAGUUGAUUUUUGAGUCUGUCAAACACAGACACUAUGGGAUGGCAACUGACCUGACUUACGAUCCAACAGCGCAGUUUUUUGAUGAGUUAGGAAACCCAAAGCGUCAGUACUUGACGAGUGAGAUUCAAAAAUCAGCCCUCUUCAAAAGUGGACCCUUAAAAUCCCGAACCUGAGAACUGAGCCUUGAUCACCAUGAUCAUCUCUUACAUGUCGUUCUCCAAGCAUUACCUGCUACCAGCAUAGCAACAAAUCACACUUUCAAACAGCGAGCAAAAAAGUCUUUACAGUUUAUAUUCAUUACAUUCAUACUAUGACAGUUUUAAAAAACCCCACAGUUUUUUUCUGGAAUAACUGUAUACACUGUACAUUACUGUAAAUACUGUUUUUUUUGAAAAGUGUUUUUCACAUUUGUUCCAACGUGUUAGUUCUCGUGUGCUGCUGUAACUAGGAAAAAAAACCAAAAAACAAUUGUGAUUUUUGAUUUUUCUGUUACAAAAAAUAAAAAAUGAAAAAAAACAAAAA
Messenger RNA from Acanthopagrus latus (yellowfin seabream), 1868 nucleotides. RefSeq names its product C-C chemokine receptor type 9-like. The transcript is spliced from 3 exons. The record is from RefSeq and is a predicted model, not a curated record. NCBI's taxonomy places the organism in Eukaryota, Metazoa, Chordata, Actinopteri, Spariformes, Sparidae. Gene Ontology annotation, molecular function: chemokine receptor activity. Gene Ontology annotation, biological process: immune response; G protein-coupled receptor signaling pathway; chemotaxis. Bases 206 to 1312 code for a protein of 368 amino acids. Gene Ontology annotation, cellular component: membrane.